AUGGUGAAUACAACAAGGAGAAUUGCUAAGGAAUGGAAAUUGUUUUCAAAUGUGAAUAGCUCUGAGAAGGCUACGAUUCUUAUACUAUGGGAUCCUAACAUUCUGGAUAUUCAACAAAUUAACCUAUCUAGCCAACAGAUUUCAUGUAGGGUCAAUUCUAUUGAUGGAAGGUUUUCAUGUGUGAUAUCAUCAGUGUAUGACUAUAAUAAUAUGCAAACAAGGAAGGAUUUAUGGACAGAAUUAUCUCUUAUUCAUAAUUCAAUUGGUAGCAUACCAUGGCUUAUAUGUGGAGACUUCAAUACAGAGCUAUGCAGUGAUGAGAAACUGGGUGGCUCUGAUUUAACUGAUGGCCUGAUGCUGAUACCAAUGACUUUAGCUUAUUUAUUGAAGAUUUUAAACUCUAGUCAUGUGGAGUUCAUGUUACCUAAUUUUUCAGAUCAUUCCCAGCUAUUGUCUCAGUUUAUGAUGAUUGUUCUCAAGCUGAAAGGAGCUUUAAAGUCUCUUAAUAAAAGGCAUUUUGGAAAUAUAAGUGAACAAGUUAUAAGAGCUAAAGUUGAGUUGGAGGAUAUCCAAAAGAAACUUCAGGCUGACCCUCUCAAUCCUGCCUUUAUCAAUCAAGAAAGGGAGUCUAUUGUUUUAUACAAUAAGCUCUUAGAUCAUGAACUAUCUUUCUAUCAGCAGAAAGCAAGAACUGCCUGGUCUAUUCAAGGUGACAGAAAUUCAAAGCUUUUUCAUUCAGCUAUUAAAACCAACAGGCACAAUAAUAGAAUUCUGGUCCUCUAUAAUAGCCAGGGAGCUAGGCUUACUGAUGGUGAUGAAAUAGCGAAGGAGUUUAUCUCUUUUUAUAAAAACUUGAUGGGUACAGCAGUUCAUACUUCCAAACCUGAAGAUCUAGUUAUUCAAUAA
Molecule: messenger RNA, 906 nt
Organism: Asparagus officinalis (garden asparagus)
Lineage: Eukaryota; Viridiplantae; Streptophyta; Magnoliopsida; Asparagales; Asparagaceae
Exons: 3
Coding region: 1-906 (301 amino acids)
Source: RefSeq, a predicted model, not a curated record